AUGGUUACUUUCAAGUUAUUGCUGGCUAUUUCCUCCAUCAAGCCUACUUUGCAAAUCGACAUCAACAAUGUCUUCCUCAACGGAGAUCUCCAAGAAAAAGUCUACAUGGCAUUGCCUCCUGGAUUCACCCCUCCCAACACAGAGGACAAUUCUAACCUAGUUUGCAAACUACACAAAUCUAUCUACGACCUCAAACAGUCUUCAAGACAAUGGUAUAAGAAGCUCUCUGAUGCUCUUCUCACAAUAGGCUUCUCCCAAUCCCAAGCCAACUACACUUUAUUCACACGAGGAUUUAAUGACCAGUUCGUUGCACUCCUCGUCUAUGUUGACGACAUUAUCAUCACAGGUCCCAACAUUCACCUUCUUCACCAGUUGCAAGAGUCCCUUAAUGCCCAGUUUCAACUCAAGGCCUUGGGACCACUUAAAUAUUUUUUGGGCUUCGAAAUUGCUAGAUCAGUAGAAGGUGUAUUUUUGUCUCAACAAAAAUACACCCUACAACUCCUUGAAGACACUGACUACACAAGAAGUAAACCUGCAAAAACCCCAAUGGAUCCCAGAACGAAGCUUGAUGACCAACAAGGAAAUCUUUUGGAUGAUCCCUCUUCAUACCAACAGCUUAUAGGCAGACUUCUUUACCUCACUCUUUUAAGGCCUGACAUAAAAUUCGCCGUCAACACUUUGAGUCAAUUCAUGUCAUCUCCACACACUACACACAUGCAAGCUGUGCAUCAUCUUCUCAAAUAUCUAAAAGGUAUCCCUGGACAAGGUCUCCUUUACAGUUCCAAUUCGUCUUUACACCUCAAAGGCUUCUCCAACUCGGACUGGGCUGCUUGCCCCACAACAAGACGAUCCAUAACUGGUUUUUGUAUCUUCAUAGGAGACUGUCUAAUUUCAUGGAAAACAAAGAAACAAACUACUUUUUCUAAAAGCUCUGCCGAGGCCAAAUAUAGAGCCCUUGCCAGCACCAGUAGUGAGAUAACUUAG
Cannabis sativa is the source of this 984-nucleotide messenger RNA. RefSeq lists its product as uncharacterized. The coding region runs from base 1 to 984 and encodes 327 amino acids. The record is from RefSeq and is a predicted model, not a curated record. The transcript has a single exon. NCBI's taxonomy places the organism in Eukaryota, Viridiplantae, Streptophyta, Magnoliopsida, Rosales, Cannabaceae.